This is a messenger RNA of Strigops habroptila (Kakapo), 2051 nucleotides long. RefSeq names its product mitochondrial ribosomal protein S17 (gene MRPS17). The record is from RefSeq and is a predicted model, not a curated record. Gene Ontology annotation, biological process: mitochondrial translation. The coding region runs from base 505 to 918 and encodes 137 amino acids. Gene Ontology annotation, molecular function: structural constituent of ribosome. NCBI's taxonomy places the organism in Eukaryota, Metazoa, Chordata, Aves, Psittaciformes, Psittacidae. The transcript has 3 exons. Gene Ontology annotation, cellular component: ribosome; mitochondrial small ribosomal subunit.
AGAGAAGAAGAUCAUUAGUUGCCAUCAGUUUUAAUGUUGGUUCAGGUCUUCUAAUAUUUAGCAAUCUAUUUUGCCCAUGACUCUUGCAAAAAUGAUAUAGAAAGCUCACCCUAAUUAAAUGAAAUAAGGUAAGGAAGUGUAAUUACUUAGAGGAAUGAACUAACUCAAAAGUGAUUACACUUACUGUAGGUCAGGCAACUCUUUGAUAUGUCAUUUAUGCUUUGAGAAGCUUAUUAACUUUCUUAGGUUUCAUCAGCUCAGAUAAUAAUGAGAUACACAGGAGCAAAUCACUUGCUGAACCAAAGUUACAGGCUGUUCCCUGUUUGAGUUAACUCUGGUCAUACGCAGACCUGAUACACAGGUCCCAGCAAAAACAGCUGCUGGAGUGAGAGUUAAAUUCCUGUCUUCCCCAUCUACACAUUUCUGUAUUGUUCAUGUGGCAAUUGGCAUGAUUCAAAGGAAUUCUGGGGAAUUUGUGGGGCACUGGAUGACCAUAACUAAACGAUGUCUGUACCACGUGGAGCUGUCCAUGCAAAAUGGAUAGUGGGGAAAGUAAUAGGAACCAAAAUGCAGAAAACUGCCAAAGUGAGAGUGACAAGGCUUGUGCUAGAUCCUUACUUGCUAAAGUUCUUUAACAAACGAAAAACCUAUUUUGCCCAUGACCCGUUGCAGCAGUGUGUUGUUGGAGACAUUGUUCUUCUGAAGGCUUUGCCUGAGCGAAGGAGCAAACAUGUGAAACAUGAACUGGCUGAAAUUGUUUUCAAGGUUGGAAAAGUCAUAGAUCCAAUAACAGGGAAACCCUGUGCAGGAACGAGAUUCCUUGAAAAUCUGUCCGAUUCGGAAAAUCUGACAGAGGCAGAUACUACCUAUCUCAGUGAAAAACUUCAGGAACUUAAAGUUUGUUCAACAGACAAAUAGUGGGGGAAAUAUUUAAACAGAGGGCCCUGCUGUUGUAUGUUACAUGUUUCAGUGAGAUCUGUAGUCCAAAUAAACAGUAAACGUAGUUGCUUAUAAGAAGAGAUGUUACAGAUCGAUAGGCACCUCAAAUCUUUAAAUUAAAAUACAAAGAAAACCUGAGUUUAGAGUUAACACUUCAUUUUGCUGCAUGUAGUUUUGCCCCAAGCCUUGAGAGUUCCAAAAGCCAGCUGCUCACCUGGAAUGACUUCUGUAUUGAGAAAGACAAGAAUAUAAGUGUAUAAUGUUUAGGUUUGGUGGGAGGGUUGUUCUACUAUUUGAUUGUUGUUAUUUCAGACAGUCUUUUGUGGUUUGUGGGAUUACUUAAGAUAAUUCUAUUAAAUUUUAAUUUAAAAGGAAGUGUAGAAUUUUAAAACCAGCUACCUGCACAUGUCCUCAUUUCCUCUUACGGUUGCUCAUACCACAUUGCAGUAUCUUCUGACUUCCAAAACCUCUAACUCUCUCUCAAAAACACUGUCACUUGUCUUUAUAAUGGCAGUAAGGUGAGGAUGAAAACUUUGGGUAGCUUAGCAUGCUUGCCUUUGCAACCUGUCCAAAGGAAGUAUUUAAUUCUGGAGAGAUGGGUCUCUUUGGGCUGCCAACAGGAAGUAGAAGCUGAUGGGAAUACAAAGCUGAAAAAGCAGAUGUAAAGAUAGUUAGAUUUAGUCUUGCCAGAAAAGCUAAUUAAAACAACACAUCUUGGGAGAGGUACAGGUGCUGAUUUGUUGCAUACUUUAAUAUAAAACUAGAAGGCCUUAGCAGUUAAUGAUUAAAGAUAACUUAUCCUGCUACAGCUCAGGGAGUCUUGUAUCCUGUCUUCCAGGACAUAAAGCAAACCAAGAGUGUGUGGCUCUUCCAGUAGCUUUGUGUUGCCAACUGUUUGUUCAGAUCUAAAGGGGCAUCUGCUUCAAAAUGCAGCACUGUGGGGACAGCAUUCCAUGUCCCUGUAUGGAGGGGAGAGUGGAAUAUCAAAGCUAUGAGAAAUCCUUUUUGAAGCAUCUGCCUCUGGAAUUGGUCGUUGUUUAAGAUCAGAAGCUAAGCAAGGUUUAUCUGAACGGACUUCCUCUGGCUUAAAAUAUCUUUCUUUAAGAAACUGA